CUACUUCCUCCUCAGUAAGACUCUACCUCCUGCACACAAGGAGCACACACCUUCUCUCCGUGUAUAAAAGGACAGGAGGCUGCACCGUCCUCUACAGUUCUCACCUGCAAACUCCUUCUCUACCUGAGCUCUCCUUUAGCCGGCAUCCAAGAUGACCAAGACGGUGGCAGUGAUCCUCUCUGGCUGUGGGGUGUAUGAUGGCAGUGAAAUCCACGAGGCCUCUGCAGUGUUCGUUCACCUGAGCAGAGAUGGGGCACAGUAUGUGGCAUUUGCACCCAACAUAGACCAGAUGCAUGUGGUGGACCAUGUGAAAGGACAACCCUCUGAAGAGAAACGCAAUGUACUUACAGAGAGUGCUCGCAUUGCAAGAGGAAACAUUAAAGAUCUUAAAGAUCUAAAAGUCAGUGAAUUUGAUGCACUCAUCAUACCAGGAGGUUUUGGAGUUGCCAAAAAUCUUUCUUCUUGGGCGGUUCAAGGAAAAGACUGCUCUGUAAUUAAACCCAUUGAAGAAACGAUUAAAGGAUUUCAUGCUGCCAAGAAGCCCAUUGGCCUGUGUUGUAUCUCACCUGUGUUAGCGGCAAAGAUUCUACCUGGAUGUGAGGUCACUGUUGGCUCUGAUACAGAGUGUGAAAAAUGGCCAUAUGCAAAAACAGCAGGAGCCAUUAAAGAGCUGGGCUGUAAACACGUCAACAAACAGGUCAAUGAAGUUCACAUAGAUGCGAAAAAUAAACUGAUCACGACCAGCGCCUUUAUGUGUAACAGCCCGAUACAUGAGAUAUUUGAUGGCAUCGGUGAAAUGGUUAAAGCAGUGCUCAAGCUGAGUUGAUUUAGAAAUUCUAUAGAACUGCAGGACAAAUCAUGUUGUUAAUAAACCCUGUAUCUUUUUGUACACACAAAUAAAGUAUUACUUUGAAGUAGAA
Messenger RNA from Bufo gargarizans (Asiatic toad), 920 nucleotides. Its product is annotated as glutamine amidotransferase-like class 1 domain-containing protein 3A, mitochondrial. NCBI's taxonomy places the organism in Eukaryota, Metazoa, Chordata, Amphibia, Anura, Bufonidae. The transcript is spliced from 4 exons. The record is from RefSeq and is a predicted model, not a curated record. Bases 152 to 826 code for a protein of 224 amino acids.